AGAGUCCAUGAGACAAAUUAAAUGUGGAGACGAAACUGACCAAUAAAAGUGGCAAAAGCCAAUGACCUCCGACUAUAACCGAGAAGGCGUCGGGCUUGUUUACCCAAAAUAAAUAAUUAAAUAAAAAAGGAAGACGUAGGGCUCGGAUCUUCUCCAUCUCCAACGCGAUUUGAAGCCUUCCCCCACUGUUACCCUAGUUCGUUUCCCUGGUUCAAUCAUUUAAUCGCUUGAUGCUGUAUUAUUGCUGCUCUGGCUUUUUGAAAUUCGUGGAUCUGGGUUUUGACGAUUUGUGGGUUGGGGAUUUUGGUAGGUACGAUUGUAGUUGAACUACACAUGGGUUUCUGAAAGCUUGUGGAUCUGGCAUCUAACAAUUUGUGGUUAUUUUAUUUCCUUAAUUUAUCUUUUCGAUGUAUCUAGUUGAAGUGGUCGAGUUUCUCUAGAGUCUAGAUGUACGAAGAUCUGGCCUUUUGAAUUUUAGGGGUUUACGGGCUUUGAAUGUAAAUCUAAUUUAUUGUUGAAAAAUCGAAGGUCUAAAAAAGCUGUUUUUUAGGUGUUCGAUUGGAUAUGUUUCUUUGAGUUAUUUGUGGGUACCGAAAACAUAUUUGGAGAUCUGGGUCUCUGUAUACAGGUUUUAGCUUUUUUUUCCCUUCUAAAAAACUUUAGCGGCGGAAUUCUGCUUGAAUUACAGAUUGGCUUUGGGGAUUUGUGGAUCUGAGUCUUAGAAUUUGGGAUUUAAGUCGAAAAUCUCUUUGAAUUAUGUGUGUGCUUUUUGUUAUUUUGCGAGUUGUAAUCCGUUGAGGAAAUCGAAGGGUUUGUGUGAUAAUGCCAUCUACGGAAAAUCAGGGCUCUACUUCACCUCUUAUUACGUUUGGUCUCUCAAUAUUGAGUAUUAAUCGUGGUCAGGUUCAUUCCAUGGAUGGUAAUCAUGAUUCCAAUUCCCAGGAGUUGGUGCUCGAAUCAUUCCAGAAAUUGAUUUCUGACAGAUUUCACGAUCUCUCCACUGUUAGUGAUGAUGAAUUGCUCUCUCUUGAAUGGAUUCGGAAGCUUUUGGAUGCAUUCAUUUGCUGCCAGGAUGAAUUUAAGGUCAUUUUGUUCAACAACAAAGUGCAGAUCUCAAAACCCCCAUUGGAUCGUUUAGUGGCUGAUUUUUUUGAAAGAAGCAUAAAGGCGCUGGAUAUUUGCAAUGCAACUCGUGAUGGAAUUGAAAGGAUACGACAGUGGGAGAAGCACUUGGAAAUAGUUCUAUGUGCCUUGGAUUCCCAGAAAAGGAUGGUGGGUGAAGGACAGUUUCGUCGAGCAAGAAAAGCAUUGACAGAUUUGGCACUUGCUAUGCUGGAUGAAAAGGAUUCAGGUUCUGUUUUUUCACAGCGUAACCGUUCUUUUGGCCGUCAUAGUUCAAGCAAGGAGCACCGCCCAUCGGGGCAUUCUCGAUCUCUUUCAUGGAGUGUGUCUCGUUCUUGGUCAGCAGCCAAGCAGCUCCAAUCAAUUUCAAACAAUUUGGUCCCACCUCGUGGGAAUGAGAUUGUUGCUAGCGGUGGACUUGCAUUGCCUGUAUUUUCUAUGAGUUUUGUGCUCAUGUUUGUACUGUGGAUUCUAGUUGCAGCAAUUCCUUGUCAGGAUCGGGGCCUUCAGAUCCAUUUCUCAAUCCCACGCCAAUUACCUUGGGGUAGUUCAUUUAUGCUGCUUCACGAUAGGAUAAUGGAGGAGUUCAAGAAGAAGGAGCGGCGGAAUUGCAGUGGUUUGCUGAGGGAGAUUUAUCAGAUUGAGAAAUGUGCACGCCACGUGUCAGACAUGGUAGAUUCUGUUCAGUUCCCGCUGACUGAGGAGCAGAAGAAUGAAGUUGGACAGGGAGCGCUGGAGGCGGCAGAAAUUUGUGAGAGUUUAAAGAAUGGACUGGACCCAUUGGAGCGUCAAGUAAGAGAAGUGUUUCGUAGGAUCAUGAAUUGCCGAACUGAGGGUCUUGAAUUCUUGGGCAGGGCAAAUAUUGCUGAGUAAAUCCAAGUUUGAUAAAUUGAUACUGAGCGUCAAAUGUACAAAUUGGCGAAUAUGUUAUUGUUACUAGUUUUUACCAACCAGCUUAUUGCAAGGAGGAAGAACUACUUCUGAUGGUUGCAACAGAUAAACUUAAGGCGGUAACUUUCUUCUAUUAACUUGAAUACUUUCUGUAAAGAACAUGGUAUUUAUAUUGGAAAAAUAUAUAAAUAUUCUUUUUCCCCC
Malania oleifera is the source of this 2217-nucleotide messenger RNA. RefSeq names its product protein ROH1A-like. Lineage: Eukaryota; Viridiplantae; Streptophyta; Magnoliopsida; Santalales; Ximeniaceae. The record is from RefSeq and is a predicted model, not a curated record. The coding region runs from base 823 to 1995 and encodes 390 amino acids. The transcript is spliced from 2 exons.